AUGGAUGACGUCGAUUCCCUGGGAGGCCUGCGCGGCCUGUAUCAAGACCUCUCAGGCAUUACAGAGUCUUCAAUUGUCAACAUUGACCGUCUCUGCUUGGAGCUAGAAUCUCACCUCAAUGACUUUCGCACGCUUUUGGAUAAGCCAGGAAAAAAUGACAAUAGUCGAAAAUCAGUACUCACGGGCAAAUUAACGAUCGACGAUGUCGAAUAUGCGAUCAACGCCGACUUUCAGCAAAGUACCUUGCAGCUUGCCGAUGCAUUAAACCUGGACGAAGUCCAAGCAGCCGCGCUGUUCAUGGCAGCGCAAGAGAGCGCCCAGCAACUUGAUAGAACGCCGCUCAUCACAGCCAUUAUGCGAUUCCACCAACGUCGACACUUUUUGCUCGAAUGCUUGCGUCUAGUUUUCCAGGAGUCCUUCGAUGUGGAGCGGGAGGAAAUACAGGAGUUGAUGCAGAAUGCGGUUGCGCAUAUCCUACAGACAAAGGAAGGAACAUUUCGUAACGCGUCUCUUUUCGCAAGGAAAUGUCUUGCGUCAAUGGAAGAAAUAGAGAAAUGGCUAACGCUCAUUGCCGACCAAAUACAAAAGAUCUCUAUUGUGGGCCAGGCGGAGGAUGCAGAUAUUACAGAAGCCUUCGAAUAUCAACGCACGAGCUUAAUGCAGCAACACGAGUCUUUAGGUGCCACACUCUGCUACCUCUUCAAAGGGACGUACACAUCUUCGGAAGAUCUUCGAUUCCUCUUGGAUCGCAUGCGAAAGAUCGAACGGGUUGAUAUGCUUCUCGUGCACUACGUUCCUGCCAUCAUCGCCGCACUCGUACAAUAUGGUUCUCCAAGUGGUUCGGGCACGCAACGAGAGGCUCGAAGCCUAAAUUCAGCCGUCACAUCUACGAAAGAUAAUAACGCAUGGAAUCUGGCUCCAUUCCAUGCUGCUGUGAUCUCGUGGUGGUUGACGGUCUACAGCGGAUGGUACUUUGACUCAGGUCCAGCAUCGCCUUUGCAAGGCGUCGAUUUCGAUAAGGAGGCAGAAGAACGUACAUCUUUGUUCAAGGUGUGCUUGGAUGACGGUGCUCUCGAAUUCAUGCUGGCCAUUUGUGCUAGUAUUCAAAACGACGAGUGGAGGCACCCAGCCCGAAAUGAACUAGUGACCCUGCUGCUGAAGGAUAGCCAGGCCUCUGUGUUCGAGACUGACUCAAUUUCGCAUUUUAUGAAACCACUUAUCAUGGAACAUUUCGAUACAUUCACCGAGUCGUGCAUUGCAAAUAUGCCAAAUGCUGUUCGAAUGCUGAAAACAGACGAAGACGCCCAGCGUCUCGACCAAAUAACCGCACUCCGGGAUGGGCUCAGCUCUAGUAUACACCGAGGCGUUUUGGAAGCGCGCACCCAUUUAGAAACUUUUCUAGUGAUCAUGGCAUUUGCCUUUGAAGGUCGCCAUGAUGCUGCACAGGAGUUUUGGGCUGACCCGGAUGGUAACUUGUACGGCUUUCUUCAAUGGGCAUCGAAACGGCAAACUGUCCCACGUGUCAGUGCCUUCUGUGAGAUGCUGUGCUCUAUAUCAGAAGGUGAAGAUAAUGCAGUAGCGGCGCAUAGAUUUCUUUCCGAAGAAGACAAGCAUACGUCUGUCAAGUUCAGGCGCUCACCGUCAAUGAACUGGGUCCAAAUGUUCGCUGAACUCCAGCUUUACGCGACAAAGGUGACCGAGAAGCCGUCAACAUCAAGCCAAAUACUGCACACACGAAAGGUAGAAAAUAUCGAGAUGAACGAACCGGAGAGCCCUGUAAUGCUUACUUGUUACCUUCAACUCAUCGGCCAUCUGUCUCAACAGAGCAACACUAUCCGGGAAUGGAUGCUGCAUAACCCUAGCUUUAACGUGAUUAGUACACUGUUAACCCUAUGCAGCGGCUCUGUCCCCACACAUCUUCGAGCAAGCGCUUUCAAAACGCUCAAAGCAUUGAUGACAGAUCGCACCUCAAGUCAUGGAAAUGACAUGUGGUUGGCCCUUGACCAAUGGAUCUCUGGUGCUGCAGCAAAUGCUUCUGGACUUGCCAAGGCGCCAAUUCUGUCGAACCAGCCGGCGUGGCAUGAGAGGCAUGCAUUUCAGAAGAUUGGUGAGAGUUUUGAUCAAACGAAUUCCUUCGUCGAUCUGGUCCACUCCUUGAUUACGCCAACGUCCGAUCUUCCCAGCAAGCUACUCGCUCUGCCUUUUCCAGAGGCAUUGGGAGCAUCAUACCGAAUGCCCGGAAUUGAGCCGUACGUUGAUUUCAUCCUAGGCCAUGCUUUUGCACGCAAGGUCCCAGACGUCACAGAGGCGCAGGGGAGGUUACUUUCCUUGAAUUGCCUCAAUUUCAUGGCGACUUGUCUGGCAACAUUCAAUGAAGAUCUAGUAGCCAUUGCACAGCAACCCGCAGCAGGCCCGGAAACAAGCAUAAACUCCUCGGAUCUUAACAACUAUAUCCGGCUUCAUCCAUUUGCUCGGGUCUUCGAGUGGCUCUUCAACGAGGACGUUCUCAAGACUCUUUUUAUGUCAGCUAGACAGGACUCAUCAGAGGUCUCAAGAUCGCAUUGUGACUCGGUCCUUGUACAGUCAUUAGUGAAGAGCCUCGAUGUGAUGAAUCUGGUUUUGGAUCUUCAGUCAACCUAUCUGAAUAUCGUGCGACCCAUACUAAGAAAUCAGGGAAUCACCACCAAAAUGACUGUCGCUAAUUCGGCUCUCGCGUCUUUCGAGGAUAGCAUUCUGAACAAUCUGUAUAUCAUACCUGCUUUAUGCCUCUAUUGUGGAUCCGGCCAUGAACAACUCACUAUCAGUUCCAUGUCUCUCUUACGGAAACUGUCAAGCUCCAGGAAGCUCAAUAAAUCCACAGCAACAGGCUUGAUAACCUGGAAAUCACCGAAUCGGAUUGUGGAGGUUCUUAGUACGGAGGUCAAUGCCGAUAUCGUUUCUCGGCCAUUGGUUCAUCAAAUGGAACCCGAACCAAGGGAACUUGAUCAUGGUCAUAAUUCGCCCGGUUACUUGAUUCGAGAGAAUCUAUUAGGCUUACUCAACAGUUGUCUUGCUACCAUCACGGAUAGACCCAAUAUCGCUCAUUUAUUGCUUGGAUUUUCUUGCGUGGGCAACACACUAGACGUGGAUUCGGAAGGUCUGAUGGCUAAGGGCAUGUCAUUGCUUCAUGCCGUCAUCAACUUUGUACAAACAUAUCCUACUGAUAUUGAUGGAAGUAUUGUGUCAUGGGCAAUUCACGCUAAACGAAUGGCUUUUGAGGUCCUCAAGCACCUUUGGUCAUCAAAAUUAUCAUCUGCCAUCGUUCUAACUGAGCUUCGCAUGAACCGCUUCUUGAUGGUCUCGUUUGCUAAUCAACCCAUUGUCAAUCUCAACACAGUCUGGGACGAAUUUCCCACUGCUACACCCGAGUUUUGGAUUUCGCCCUCCGCAACUGGGUUCUGUGAAUUCUUAGCGUAUCGGAGUCAUUUGUAUGAAUAUGCAACUACCGAGAUCAGGGCUGCUUCGAAGCUUGGUUCGCAGUCACUACAACUUGAUGUGCUGUCUACCUUGCUUGGAAUGUCUCUUGUUGAGGAAGGAGAAACGGUGACUCACGCUACAGUCUUUGAUCUCUUUGAUUUUGCAGACUUGAAAUUAUCCCAUGGCUUUUCAGUUCCCCAACUGCAUUAUCUUGCUGGAGUUGAUUUUGAUAUCUGCACCAAAGAGCAGCCGGAUAGCUCUAUUCUCUAUGACCUAGAUGCAGCUGAGGAGCUUAUCAAACUGAGAAGGAGAGAACUUGCAGGGGGCAGCCAAGUACGGCCACAGGAAGAAGAACAAUUUCAGCUUGAAUCCGAACAUCUACUUGUCUUCCUUCGUGUAACGAAUAUGGAGAGACAAAUACAUCUCAAUCGGUACCUUGCAAUCCGGUCGUGGUCCGAGCUUAUGACAACGAUGGUCAUCUCUUGUGAUAUGGACGAGGGGCGCAGGAGAACAUUUAUCCUUCAAGCCAUCAGUUUAAUCACACCAAAACUUGACGUUGCUAUGGUUGAGAAUGUACCUGAGGCAAUUCAGCUAGCACAGUUGGCGGAGACUUUGAUUAGCAAACUCGACUGUUCAGUAUCGGCAAGCCACCAAGGUCGUGGAAGUGAUCUAAUCGAUGAAAAACUUUAUCAGUUGUUCCAAAUCAGCAUUCGAGGAAUCUGCUUGGCGAUUGGAGAUGUUUUACUACGUGAAUCGUUCUAUAAUAUCUGUGCUCAUUACAUUUCUCGAAUCACGACGACGCCUGGCUCGAUUCAUCAAAACCUGCGGCGUCAAUGUCAGCAAGCUGUCAAGAUUUCUGGUGUUUCGUUGAUAGAAGCCGUUAGCGACGAUGCAUAUGCCGGACAAGAAACCUGCAAAGUCUCCGCCAUUCUUCUUUUGAAUUUACUUGCCGAGUUAGAUGCACAGGAACAUUCUCACUUAUUGGCAGAAACCAUUUCGCAGUCUAACUAUCUUAGCAUGUUUUUGGACUCUAUCAAAACGCUGUCUUCGGAAUUCCGAGAUGCUCAAGCCCAUGACAUCCCGCUAUUGAUAUCUUACUAUCAUGCACUUUUGUCCCUGCUCCAGAAGCUUUGUCAAACCAAAAUCGGUGCCACUCUUGUGUUGAAUGCUGGGCUUUUUGCUUCCAUUCGAGAGUCGCGACUCUUUGCUGCUGAUCCGGAUAUUGGCAUAGACAUGGAUAACCCGGAUGCUCUGCGAAAUUACUACGAACUCCUGGCUGCAAUGCUGCGAGUUAUUGUCUCCGCUGUCUUCUCCCGCGGUGUCCAAAAUGAACAGAUCAUGGAUCAGACACGGACCUUCCUUGGGGAAAACAGAUCGAGCAUGAUUGGCAUAUUCAAACGAUUUGCCAAAAUCGGCGGUGAGGUGUCUUCAGAUAAUCGUCAGGUGAUUCAAAAUUUGGUCACAGCCUAUGUAGCAUUGAUCACUGCUGCCGGUUUUGUCGAGUUCGAGGACCAAGAGCUGCAACAAAACACAGAAACAAAAGUUUUUUCCUAG
Messenger RNA from Talaromyces marneffei, 5010 nucleotides. RefSeq lists its product as uncharacterized. The record is from RefSeq and is a predicted model, not a curated record. Gene Ontology annotation, biological process: nuclear pore organization. Gene Ontology annotation, cellular component: nuclear pore; nuclear pore inner ring. The coding region runs from base 1 to 5010 and encodes 1669 amino acids. The transcript is spliced from 5 exons. Gene Ontology annotation, molecular function: structural constituent of nuclear pore. NCBI's taxonomy places the organism in Eukaryota, Fungi, Ascomycota, Eurotiomycetes, Eurotiales, Trichocomaceae.